UGCUACGACAACUAGAUUGAGAGCCACCACGGUUAUCAUUAAACUCUUCCUUCUCCACAACCUCCGAGCAGGAAAAAACCCUAGUAAUGGAGCUCCACUCUCUGCAAUCAUCCUCCCCUGUAACAGGCAUUCCCUCUGCCCUAACCCAAUUAGGGCUUAGAGAAAAAAAGCUACUUUUGAGUGGUCAAGUUAUCGGGACUCCCAAUUUCAAGAGGAACCCAGAUACCAGAAAGCUCAAACUUCUUGGUUACAGAGCUCAAGCUUCAGGCUCCAUAAAAUUCAGCGCAACUGCAGUUGAAGCAAUUCCGAAGGAUUCUGAUUUAAAGGAUGAGAAUCUUGUAUUUGUAGCAGGUGCUACUGGUAGAGUUGGUUCAAGGACUGUGAGGGAACUUUUGAAGUUGGGAUUCAAUGUUAGAGCUGGUGUAAGAAGUGUUCAGAGGGCAGAACCUCUUUUGCAAAGUGUUCAGCAGAUGAAGCUUGAUAGUGAGGCUGGAAGUGAGGGAACUAAACCAAAUAACAGGAUUGCUUUGGUCUUUAGGCCAGCUAUAGAGAAGCUUGAAAUAGUAGAAUGUGACUUGGAGAAACAGGAUCAGAUUGGGCCAGCACUAGGCCGUGCAUCAGUCGUUGUAUGCUGCAUUGGUGCCAGCGAAAAGGAGGUCUUUGAUAUCUCUGGGCCAUAUCGAAUUGACUACCAGGCAACAAAAAACCUUAUUGAUGCAGCAACUACUGCAAGAGUUAACCAUUUCAUUUUGCUUACAUCUUUGGGAACAAACAAGAUUGGGUUUCCUGCAGCCAUUUUAAAUUUGUUUUGGGGAGUCCUGAUAUGGAAAAGAAAGGCUGAAGAAGCACUGCUAGCCAGCGGUCUUCCUUACACAAUAGUGAGGCCGGGAGGCAUGGAGCGGCCUACUGAUGCUUACAAGGAAACUCAUAACAUUACCCUUUCAGAGGCAGAUACAUUAUUUGGCGGUCAAGUGUCAAACCUUCAGGUGGCUGAACUUAUGGCAUUCAUGGCAAAAAACCGCAGUCUUUCAUGCUGUAAAGUGGUUGAAGUAAUUGCCGAAACAACUGCACCACUCACUCCCUUGGGGGACCUCCUUGUGAAGAUUCCAUCUCAACUUGUUGAGGCCAAACCAUUGAAGAAGGAAUCAGAUGCUGUUGGCGGGUCUCAACCUGCAGCUUCCAUGAGUGCUGAAUCUGAGACUCCGAGUGCUCCUGCUGAGAAAGAGCCUACCAAAGCACAAGCUGAAGCAGCAAGGCCGCUUUCUCCAUAUACAGCCUAUGAGGACUUGAAGCCACCUAGUUCUCCAAGUCCAACCCCGAGUGGUCCAAGAGAGGAUAAUUUGAGUUUUUCAUCUGCUGAAGUUGUACCAGAAACUAGUGGUAAUGAUGUUGCAAAAGUCAUUACCACCAGUUCUGUUGAGACGGGUCCUUCCCAGAAUCUAGAUUCUUAUCAAUCACCUUACUAUGUAUAUGAUGACUUAAAACCACCUACAUCGCCAUCUCCUAAUGCGCCAAAUGGGACUCUGUUGGUACCAUCUUCCUCAAAUGAUGGCUCUCUGAAGGCCACUGUGCCAAUAAACAUCACAGCCGAAUCCCCACCUGCAGAUAAGCCACAGGAUGAACGCCGGGGUGCUGAACCAAAACGAAGGCCGCUCUCACCUUUCACCAUGUAUCCGGACUUGAAGCCCCCAACUUCUCCAGGACCCCCAAGAAACUUAUAAGAAGGCCAUGACCGCCCACAGAUUCAAAUUUCCUCGGGGACUGUCUGCAAAAUACCCUAUUCAUUCAAGAAAACAAGGGAUGGUGUUUGACUUGCAUGGAAAAUUUUCUUGUGAGCCAUUUCCUUCGCGUAGUUUCUGACUGUUGUUGAUUCGAUUGUCAUACGCUGAUCGACAGCGUGCAUCUAAACCGCAACAUGAUUCUGGUCUCAUGAACUUGAACAUGUAAUGUUUCUGUGAUUCAAUUUCAGGCUCCAUCUUUUCCAUUA
Diospyros lotus (date-plum) is the source of this 1987-nucleotide messenger RNA. RefSeq names its product protein TIC 62, chloroplastic. The record is from RefSeq and is a predicted model, not a curated record. The transcript is spliced from 13 exons. Bases 87 to 1721 code for a protein of 544 amino acids. NCBI's taxonomy places the organism in Eukaryota, Viridiplantae, Streptophyta, Magnoliopsida, Ericales, Ebenaceae.